Molecule: messenger RNA, 3769 nt
Organism: Ictidomys tridecemlineatus (thirteen-lined ground squirrel)
Lineage: Eukaryota; Metazoa; Chordata; Mammalia; Rodentia; Sciuridae
Source: RefSeq, a predicted model, not a curated record
AUGGCGGUGUCGGUGGCAGUGGACUCAGGCCCCGAGCGCCACCAAAAGACUCCACAGUCUCGCCUCUCGGGGCAGCAGGACCCCGGACGAGCCCCCUGGGACGACCACGGACAGCGGCUGCGCACCCUCCACGACAGAGGGAGGGAGAAACAGAAGAAAACCAGCGGCAGUAGUGAUGCCUUUGUAAAGCAGUCAGCGCCAGACAUUAGAAGAAAGUUACAGAAGCUGGACGAUUUGGAAGGGGAAACCUUGCAGGACUUGCUGGCCACAGCGGGACUGGCCAGAAGACAGACAAGUGAAGGCGACCGGGGAGAUGACCGAGUCCGGGUAACAGCAAUAAGCAGCAGCAGCCACACCCUCCCUCCACCAGAGGACCCCCAGAGGGAGAGUUGGGGUUCGGCUCCCCUCCUUGAACCCAGGGUAACUCUUAAGGUGGAGGGGACUCCGAUAGACUUUCUAGUGGACGCUGGAGCUCAGCAUUCCGUCCGGUUGAAACUCCAAGGAAAGUUACCAGGAAAGACAUCCUGGGUACAGGGAGCUACCGGAAUGUGCCAAUAUUCAUGGACUACCCGAAGGACAGUGGACCUAGGCAUGGGCGGGGUAUCCCACUCAUUCAUGGUGAUCCCAAAAUGCCCCUACCCCUUGUUGGGAAUAGACUUACCCAAAUGCCCCAUCCAGGUAUUAACUCUUGCCCUGGAGGAUGAAUACUGGCUUCACCAGCAGCUGGUAGCCAUUAAUGAAAACAUACAUUACUGGCUGCAAUCCUACCCUGAGGCUUGGGCAGGGUGGGGGGCUGGCAAAGCACAGGCCUGCAAUCUUCAUUGAGUUAUUAGAACCUGGUGCAGACCAGUCCGGGUUUGACAUUACCCAGUGUCCACGGAAGCCGGAGUGGGGAUAACACCCCUCAUCCGGUGUCUGUUGGAAUUGGGGGUGCUGAGACCCUGGCAGUCAGCCUGGAACACUCCUUUGCUGCCAGUCCGCAAGCCCCAGUCAGAUGACUGUCGGCCAGUACAAGACCUGAAGGAAGUAAACAAGAGGGUGAUGGACAUCCACCCAACUGUCCCCAACCCACACACCCUCCUGAAUGCACUUCCACCAGAACGGCAGUGGUACACUGUCCUGGACUUGAAGCAUGCUUUCUUUAGCCUGCCCCGGCCGGCACCCAAAAGCCAGAAAUUGUUUGCCUUUGAGUGGACAGAGGUUGAGAAAGGCAUCAGCGGACAACUAAUCUGGACCAGACUCCCCCAAGGAUUCAAGGACUCUCCAAGCAUCUUGGACGAGGCACGGCAUGAGGACUGUGAGUUCAGAGCAGAACGCCCUGACUUAACCCUUUUGCAGUAUGUUGAUGACUUGCGGAUUGCCACCAAGACCAGAGAGGAAUGCAAGCCGGGGACUAAGGCUUACUCAGAGCCUGGGAGGCGUGGGUUACCGCGCUUCAGCCAAAAAGGCCCAAAUCUGGGAGCCAGAGGUAACUUACCGGGCUACUUGAUAGAGGAAGGACAAUGGUGGCUCAGGCAAGCUAGAAAAGAGACCUUGCUGAGAAUUCCCAGGCCCCAGACCCCGCGUCAGGUGAGGGAAUUCCUGGGGCCAGCAGGUUUGUGUAGAUCGUGGGUCCCUAGCUUUGCUGAGCUUGCAAAGCCCCUCUAUGAAGCCGCUAAGGACGGGCAACAGUUUCAGUGGACUGAGAAAAUGGAUCAGUCUUUUAACCAAAUUAAGACUGCCUUGCUGUCAGCCCCUGCCCCGGGACUCCCUGGUGUCACUAAGCCCUUUCACCUGUACAUGGCGGAGCACAAGGGGGUUGCCAAGGGAGUCCUGACCCAGUAUCUGGGCCCAUGGAAGAGGCCAGUGGUUAACUGUCGAAGGGGCUAGAUCCUGUGGGGGCCGGAUGGCCACCUUGUCUGAGGAUGAUUGCAGCCACCUCCCUGAUGGUGAAAGACGCAGAUAAGCUGGCCUGGGACAAGAACUGUACAUCGCCACACCCACGCUGUUCCAGGGGUGCUGAGGCCAUCAGACUUCCUCCCUUCCCGGGUUUGCUACUUGACCCUCUCAGAAUCAGUUUCCAGACCCCCUCAGCACUCAACCCCUCGACCCUGCUACCGGACCCAGACUUGGAGACACCUCUGCAUGAUGGCACAGGAAUUUUGGCUCAGGCUCACGGCAUUCAGCAUUUGAGAGGACCUUAAGGAUCAGCCUGUACCCGAUGCUGACCUCUUGUUGUCCAGGUGAUAAGCCUGGAGCUUAUUGACCUCUGUGGUUCACGGAUGGAAGCAGCUUUAUCUGAGCAGGUCAGUGGUAUGCAGCGGUAGUGACUGAGACCCAGGUGAUUGGGCUCAGCCUGUACUAGCUGGGACUUCCACCCUGAGAGCCCAGUUAGUGACACUGACCUAAGCAUUAACGCUGGGUAAGGACACGAAGCUGAUGGUGUACCCCGACAGCCGCUCUGCAUUUCCACUGCCCAAUACCUGGAGCCAUCUGUAAGGAAAGGGGGAUCCUGACUGCAGAAGGGAAGGCUACUAAAAUCAAAGAAGAAAUAUUAGCCCUAAUUAUUGCCCUGUGGCUGCCAAAGAAAUUAGCCAUUGUCCACUGUCCAGGGCAUCAGAAUCCCAAAGACCCUGUAGCCAGAGGUAAAAACCUGGCUGACAAGACAGCCUGGGAAGUUGCCCUUCGCAGGGAUCCUGUCUUAGUAACCAACCUUCCAGACCCAGGACCCAGACAGCUACCAGACCAUCCCCAAUAUACUAAAGAAGACCUGGACCGGACUCAUAAAUUACCCAAGAAUGGUACCGGGUGGCGGAAGACCAAGUCACACUGCCUGAAAGAAUGGGAGAGCAGCUAUUGCUAAAAAUGCACCAGACCACUCACAUGGGCACUAAAGGAUGCAAGACCUGGUAAGACACACCAAAAUAAAGAUUAAAGACGCACAUUCUAAGACUGAUCAGGUUGUAGCUAGUUGCAAAGCCUGCCAGCUGAGAAAUGCAACCCAGCGUGAGGGCAACUCGGGAUCGCGACAGAGAGGUGAUGAGCCUGGAGCUUAUUGGGAAGUGGAUUUCACUGAGGUAAAACCAGGAAAAUAUGGUUAUAAAUAUGUGUUAGUUUUUAUAGAUACUUUUUCAGGAUGGGUUGAAGCAUUUCCCACCAAGCAUGAGACAGCACUGAUGGUGGCAAAGAAGCUACUAGAAGACAUGCUGCCCAGGUAGGGCCUCCCAGUAACGAGAGAGUCAGACAAUGGACCAGCUUUUGUUUCCAAGGUAAUUCAGAGCUUGGCUAAUGUUUUGGGGACCAAUUGGAAACUACAUUGCGCAUAUAGACCCCAAAGUUCAGGACAUGUAGAGAGGAUGAAUAGACUCUAAAAGAGACCCUAACUAAAUUGUCCAUGGAGCCUGGCAGUGACUGGGUGGCUCUCCGUCCCUAUGCCCUGUGCAGAGUGCAGAAUUCUCCGUACAAAAUAGGACUUCCCCCUUUUGGAAUAGCGCCCCCUUUGAUUCCCAGUUUUCAGUCUGACUGACUUGCUGAAUUUGGUGAUGACCAGCUUUGGCAAUCCCUCAGGGCCCUGUAGCAGGCCCACCCGGAUGUGUGGCCACAACUGAAGGCCCUCUAUGAGACUGGACCACCUCUGGAACCUCACCGCUUCAGGCCAGGAGCCUGGGUGUUCCUUGAGAAUUGAUCCUGUCUAAGGCAGUGCCUAACAUUAAGGAUUGUCAUUGUCUUGAUUAAGAACCUAAGGACGGGGGCUGAGGUUGUGGCUCAGCGGUAGAGCCCUCGCCUUGUA